Funneliformis geosporum is the source of this 912-nucleotide messenger RNA. The record is from the annotation of a GenBank genome assembly. Lineage: Eukaryota; Fungi; Glomeromycota; Glomeromycetes; Glomerales; Glomeraceae.
AUGGACUACUGUUAUGAUAAGUUCGAAUCUAGACUUCGUAAACUCAAGGAGGAUAUAAUUAGACCACAAAAUCAACAUAUUUUAUCUUUCACAAAAUUUGCUAAUAUUAAGGACGUAAAUGAAGUAGAUGGAUACGAAAUAUCUGGGAUUUGUAGCAGGUAUUAUAAAACAGUCAAAGAUAAUCCUGCAAUCCCGAAAAAAUUUCUAAGACAUCUCAAAAAGGUGGGAUCUUACUAUUCGGCUUUGGUCGAUAUCACAGCAUGCGCCUGUAAGAAAGAGUACCAAAACCAAUUUUCUAAUAUGGAUGUGGUUACGUUGAAACCCAAUAUGGUUAAUCAACCCAUCUUUUCAUGGUCGAAGAUUAUUAAAAUGGUUAUUCGUACUACCGGAGAGUAUAACAAAUUCAAGGAAAUAUGUUUGCAUGAUGAUGUUAUAUUGAAAAAAUUAGAGGAGAUAUAUGGGACAGACAAUAAAAAAAAUCCACGAUUGGACAACGAAGAAAUUGUACAACGCUUAUGUUUACAUGCUGAAAUGAACAUAUUGACCAAUAUUAUAGACCAAAAAGAUAAACGACCGGUGUUUAUAGCGGUAUCUAAGUAUUGUUGUUAUUUGUGUAAAUUAUAUAUCAAAUUUGCACAAAACAAAGGAUACCAUAUCUUCUCUUCCGGAACUCAUAAUAAGUUGUAUCAUAGAUGGAUACUUCCAGACACAAAGGAUAUCACCUUCAAAAACGAUGCCCUGAAAUUUAUAAUAGCAGAUCUUGAUCGGAUCAUAAGGAAAGAAGUAGUACAACACGUUGAUAUUAGGGCGAGAUCUGACAGUGAAGGAGAAAGUGAGAAUUCCGAUAAUGCUAAACAUGUUGAUCAUGCAAAAGUUGAUAAUUUGAUCAAAACCAGGCAAAAAAAAAAAUAA